Durusdinium trenchii is the source of this 1275-nucleotide messenger RNA. NCBI's taxonomy places the organism in Eukaryota, Dinophyceae, Suessiales, Symbiodiniaceae. The record is from the annotation of a GenBank genome assembly.
AUGCUCGACCGGAAAAACAAAACGGCCUGGGCCACCUACAAACGAGAGGUGGAGUUGUCACAAGCUACGACUGGAAAGAACAUCGCCAGCGUUCUCGAGGAAUUCGUGGACGCCGAGCGGUGCUAUGUCAUCAUGGAGAAGUUCGAGGGACACCUACGGAAAGCCUUGAAGUGGGUGGCCAAGGAGACGGGUGAUGAGACCGCUGGCCUGGACGCCUUAUCCUUGGGCAACGUCAUGAAGCAGGUCCUCAGCGCCAUCCUGCACCUGCACACCUGCGGCGUGGUGCACCGAGACGUCAAGGCGCACAACUUGCUGAUUGACCGAUGUGAUUUGCGAGACCCCAGGUGUCGCGUGGUGCUGUCCGACUUCGGACUAGCAAGGCGACUGGAGCCUGGAAGGUUCCUGUGCGCGCAGGUGGGCACCCGGAAGUAUUGGGCGCCAGAGCUCUACGAGAAGAAGUAUUGGCAUGUGGUCGAUGUCUUCGCCAUUGGGGUCUUGAUGUUCCUGGCCGCCAGCAACAGCUAUCCCUUCCAGGAUGAGGAUCAGACGAAGAACCGCGAUGUCUUUGAGCAGGACCUGGCCGGGGGACCUGGCCUGGCCUGGCCGAAGACCGAGCUCCCAACCACGGAGCCGGCCGCCGGGGGGCCACGUGGCAUGCGAAGAGCUGAACUCAGGCGUCUUCAAUGGAUCCCCAAAGGAGAAAGAGGUGGUUGGCAACGUCAAGUCACAGAGACCUGGCCCUGUUCGAAAGCAUUCCACACCGAUUUCUUAAGGCUGCUGCCUCCCUUGAACGACAGGCAGCUGAAUCCGCCGCGAAAGCAGCGGCCGCUGAAGCCCGUGCUGCGCAGCACGAAGGCCUUCGGAGGCUCUCGGCUGUCCCCUGAUUUGCGCGACUUCUUCGCCAUGGCCUGUCGGCGCUACAACCCUCACGAGACCUCCUUCCACAUGGAGGCGCGGAUCGGCUUCCGGCGCCCCAAGAGCUUCGUACGCCUCAGACCUCUGGCGCCAGGCACCAGUAGCUGUGGAGAUUUGGCUGCGCCCAACAUGGAGGCAGCGCCUUGGGGCGCGCUGAAACGAUUGAAAGGCUCGAGUGUGGUUCAGAGCCAACCGAUCCUCUCCACACCGCAGAGCCGGCAGAGCCGGCAGACGCAGGAUGACGAGGUGCAUGAGCUUUUGGUCGACCUGGAGGAGCACGAGCGUGUGGCAGCGGAUGCCAUCGGCAAGGUCUUCCGAGAUGCCUUUGCCAAAGAUGGAGGCUGGCACCGGGCCGAGUGA